Molecule: messenger RNA, 5166 nt
Organism: Alternaria atra
Lineage: Eukaryota; Fungi; Ascomycota; Dothideomycetes; Pleosporales; Pleosporaceae
Exons: 1
Coding region: 1-5166 (1721 amino acids)
Source: RefSeq, a predicted model, not a curated record
AUGGCUGCGAUUGAUUUUGCGCGUCUGCGCAACCAAACGAUGGCCGAUGGCUUCGAUAGCGAGGUCACAGUCAACACUCGGGCAUUGAUAGACAAGGUCCUAGCGCGUUACUCUAGCGAACAUACGACAUUGCGAGAAUUGAUACAAAAUGCGGCAGAUGCAAAAGCAGAUCAAGUUGUCAUCAAGUUCGAGACGGAUCCAUCUCUUACUGUUCCCACACCACAGGGUGCCGAUGACCCUGUUCUACUAAAGCAUAUCAUCCAACAUCACACACUCAAGCGACUCGUUGUAAGCAACAAUGGUCAGCCGUUUACAACCGCGGAUUGGAGUCGAUUAAAAAGCAUUGCGGAUGGAAACCCGGACGAAACGAAGAUUGGUGCUUUCGGUGUCGGUUUCUACAGCGUUUUCGCCGACUGCGAUGAGCCGUUUGUCGUUUCAGGGGACAGGACUAUGGCCUUUUACUGGAAGGGUAACAUGCUUUCCACCAAAGCCGCCCCUGUACCGGCCGAACACAAUACGAGGGACACAAUUUUCAUGCUCGAAUACCGGCAAGCAAACCCUGCAUCACCGUCGUAUAAUCCAUCGAAGCUUCCGAAUUUACCAACUUUGUGUCAGUUCCUGGCAACCAGUCUUACGUUUGUUGGGUUACAAAGCAUCGAGCUUCAUGUUGAUGAUUACGUCGUCGCGUCGUUCACCAAGAAGAUAUCACCUCCAGAGAAUGUCCGCGUGCCCAAUGGACUAAAGACAGAGACCGAAGGCGGCUUGAUGCGGGUGACAGAUGUUACACAACAGCACUCUCAGAUCGACGCAGCCUGGAUGAACGUUAUUGCCACCGCUCAGUUACCCCCGAAGAAAGCAGCAGACCUCGUACAGCAAGAAGUCCGCAACGCGGGUACUUCACUACGAAGCUUUUUCUCAAAAUUCGCAUCCGCACCGCCUCCGCCGCCCACAAAAGCUGUUAAAGCCGCGCCUGAGAAGGCCAAUACCGCGGAAGAGAUAGCGGGCGAUUCAACAGGAACGAUCUUCCUUCAAGUAUGUACUGUGGUGGCAGCUACGAAAGUCUCGCGAAACUUUGCUGCGGAAAUUGAGAGAGCAACCAAGAAAUCACCACCCAAGACGACCAGAAUCGCACUCUUGACAUGUCCAUAUCAGGACCCAUCAGCCACUCUGGCAACAGGCUCCGGUAGUUCAGCUGCGCUCGCCGACAAGAUCUUCGCAGAAGUUCUCCCAACAAAAUCUGGACGGAUCUUCAUCGGAUUUCCUACUGCUCAGACGACGGGUUAUCUUGCGCACAUCUCUGCACCAUCCCUCAUUCCGACGGUGGAGCGCGAGAAUGUGGAUAUGAAUGCUCGCUACAUUUCCACCUGGAAUAUCGAGCUCCUGCGCGUUGCAGGGUUGGCGUGUCGCAUCACUUAUGCAGCAGAGUUGGCAGCUUUACAAACCCAGUUUGGCAAGGAACCUCUGGAGACUUUGAUCACGAAGACUGCGUAUGUUUUCAAACAAUACACCUCUAGAUCAUCACAUCCAUCCACAGCUCUCGGCGAUAAGAUUGACGAAGCGUUCUGGAACUGCUCCAAGGAGCGAUCCAUUGACAUCCUUUCGACUAAGGGGUUCAUGCCAAGUAAGCGCGUGCGCAUGCCAGCAGAAACCUUGAGCUUCCUAGGAGAAGUUCCUAUGGUUCCCCAGGAACUAGCAAAUGGAGCGGUAGACUUUAUGCUCAACCUACACAACCGCGGAUUUAUCACCGAGCUCACAAUGCAGGAUAUCCGCCAAGGCCUGGAGUCACGGGCACUGAACGAGGAUGAACUUUCUGAGUUUCUCAAGUGGUGUGGGUCUAAGCUGGAAAGCGGCGAGAUCGAUGUUCCCGGUUCACGUAGUCUGUUCGAAAACACGGUCGCCAAUAUCGAUGUUCAGCCAGAGAAGAACUCCGGUAGAAUCCUCGCCUUGGGCGACAUCAGCACGUUCGUUAACCCAGCCCGCAUUGGUGCGCACCUACCUCUUCCACCAGACACGAUACCUUUCGCCUUCACCAGAGGUAUGUCGAUCAAGCAACUGCAACUUUUCGGUUGGGUGGAACUGUCAAUGGUUCGUUGGCUUCGACACAUGACGACACGGCCGCAGCUAGACGAAUUCACCAAGGACGAGAACUUAGCCCUCUCCGUGCUGACACUGACCUCCAAGGUCUGGGAACAACUCGAUGGAACGUCUAAGGAGACGGUCGUUAAGAUUUUGACCCCUCACACGAUCUUGCCGACAAAGAUGGGCAUGCGGCGACCAGCUGAGUCGUAUUUUUCCACGGUGAAACUUUUCGACGAUUUGCCGACUGUGACGCCAUUUCCCGGCUCGAAGGAGAAAUUCCUCCUAGCGCUUGGUGUACGAAAGACUAUCGAUCUUCCCAUGGUAUUUGAUCGAAUGCGCAGUCGCGACGCGCAGCAGUCUGAAAAGUCUGAAAAGCCGACCUGGAACCACGUUGACCUUAUUCGUUACUUCGCAUCCGUCAUCAACGAGAUUCCGGCGAAGGAUCUCAAUCGUCUACAACAGACAGCGUUCUUGCCAGGAAACGGUGCUGGGGUAAAGCCUGGCGAGCAGUUCAAAGCUUCAGACCUCUAUGCUCCCGACCCGGCUAUUGUAGCUCUAGGUCUGACUCAGAUCAAUCUGCCUUUCGAAUUCAAGCCUACUACACGGGAAGGUGUACUACUUCUGCGUCUAGGACUACGACAAUGGCCAGAUUCCAUCACCAUCGCAAACGUACUCCAUCGCGCCGGUCAGGCCAAAGAUCUCCAGCUCUAUACGCGUGCGAUGGACUACUUCUUGACAAACUACUACAAGAACAACUACGCCGUAGAGCACCAGAAGUUCGCUGCCCUCACCCUUCCGAUCCUGCCAACUGAACAGGCUCCUUUUCCGGCAUUGGUCGGCCCCUUUCAAUGCUAUACCAACGAACAUGCAGCUUGCCUGGGGUUUCCAAUCUUACGAAGCGAUCUUCGCGGUCAUGCCGAGAAGCUAGCGGUUCAGCGUGAUCCGAGCAUAGGCCCAUGUGUUCAGUAUCUUAUCAAAACACCACCCAAGACUAAGCUCGAUGCAGAAAUGCAGUUUGCUUACCUUGCUUCGCGUGGAUCUGAGCUCGAUCAGUACAAAGGGCUCAUACAGAGCCUUUCGACUUCCAAUAUCGUACCGAUCUUCAGGAAGUACUACCUCGAUCCUACUUGCAGUGGUUUUGAGGAUAGAUCGAAAAAUCAAACCGGCAAGACUGAGAUGCGCAUUCAUCAUUACGACCCACCCGAGCAUGUCUUUGUUGGUCGUGAUCAAGAGUAUCGUGGUAUCCUCGACUACGUUCACUAUGGCGCGGAAGCCACAGUCUUUCUUCUCAAGGUCGGCGCGAAGCACGAGCCUACCACACAUGAUUUGGCGUAUCUCCUCGCUAGAAAUCCUGCUCGCUUCCUCAAUACCAUUGGCCAAGAGAAGUAUCUUGACCUGCUUAGAAAGUUGGCUGAGCAUGCUGCGAAUCUAUGGAAGGACAAGGAGUUGGUCAAAGCACUUGUGGCUUCAAGGCUACUUCUUGGCUACCGCGACAUUAAAGAGGAUACCAAAAAGGACGUCGAAGCUGGUGACGAAGAGAUGGAUGACCUUGAUGAGGACAAUGUCCAUCGCGAAUGGUCUCUCAACAAAGCCGGCGAGAUCGUAAUUAUCGACAACGUCAACUAUAUGACAAGAUUCCGCGACUAUAUCAUCGCAGCCCCGCAGGAAGAGCUCCUCGAGGAGUUUUACGCCCGAUUCGGUGUUCAGAAGGUUUCAGAGCUAGUUAAGACUGAUCAACGUAUCGGUACAGUGGCACGCGACCAGGCACCUGCCCAAGAUCUUCGACGGGACAUCCUAGAACGUGUGCGUCUCUUCCUCCACGAGUAUGAACGCGAUGCUUCAUCGAAGGCUAUCAGACACGACGCCAAGUGGCUGGGUUCCAAUUUGACGGUCCAAUGCGUGUCAGAUAUCUCCAUCCGCUACUCACUGGCGGAGCGCAAUGUUGCAACAUCUUCACGGAAAUCUGCCGUAAUCAUCAAGGUGCGUGGUACGGGAUAUGUGCUGAGUAUCACACCAAAAUACGAUCUUUACGAGGUGUCAAGUGAACUAGUCAGGCUGCUAGUGUCGCGGCCGAAGCGUAACGAUGCCAUCGCGCUUGAGCGCAUCUUGACUGAGCCAUUACGCCGACUGCAGCAAAAGGGUAUCAAUGUAGAGCGUAUCUUACGAAGGAAGGAGCAUGAGGCACGUAUCGCCAAACAGGCUGAACAAGAGCGUGAAGAAGAAGAGCAGCAGCGAGUUGCUGAACAAGCCAAGUCUGGUCAUGUGAAGUCUGAGGAUAAAGAAAACAUGCCACCCGAGACGCCGGAGAAGGGUAAACAUAUGCCUGGUGCCUUUGGUAGUCCAGACACUGGCAUGGAAAUUGCCAAUCGCGGCCGCCAACCAGAGGAAGAACAAGGCCUUAUCAAUAAUUGGGCGAAGAAGCUUGGUUUCAAGAACGCGCCGAGUGCACCAAGCGGACCUUCGCGCGGUACAGACGGGCCCCAGAUCAGCCGCGAUAUUCAGGCUACCAAGUCGAACAUUCAAAAUGCUAUCAAGGAAUGUCGACCUACUGGUAUGGAGAACAUCAACACCAAGCAUCACCAAGACCCGACAGAGCUCGACCGUGGAGGUUACUGUAACGGCGAACAAUGGGAGAAUCUACAUAAAGCCUUUUCUGUACCCUUCUCCGGUCGGCACGUGGACAUUUACUACGGUCGUGACGAGACUGCGCCCCUCACCGAUUUGCAGUCUCAUCUGCAAGCAUUCCUACCGCUCAUCUUCGGACUCACGUCGAUCUUUAGCGUUAACCCCGCCGCGGUAAACAUUUUCCUUGACAAGAAGUCCAAUACAGUAGCCUUCAACAUGAACGGUAGUCUGUUCUUCAACCUUGCUUGGUUUAUCGCUCUACAUAGCGAUGGGUGUCAAACUAAGGAAGGCAAGCUCAGAGCUUUGGACAGCUGGUUCUGCACCUACUGCCAUGAGCUUGCACACAACCUUGUGGCUGACCACAACGCGCGUCAUAGUUGGUACCAGCAGCAGAUCAUCAUUGAGUAUAGUCAGCAAUAUCGAGCUGCAUUGGAGAAUUUCACAAAGGGUCUUCUGAUAUAG